Messenger RNA from Trachymyrmex cornetzi, 711 nucleotides. RefSeq lists its product as uncharacterized. NCBI's taxonomy places the organism in Eukaryota, Metazoa, Arthropoda, Insecta, Hymenoptera, Formicidae. The transcript has a single exon. The record is from RefSeq and is a predicted model, not a curated record. Bases 1 to 711 code for a protein of 236 amino acids.
AUGUCGGUGAUAUUGUAUGGGGCCCCAAUUUGGGCGCAAACAGUGGCGAGAGACCGCGAAAUAAUAGGUAGAGUGCGUAAGCUGCAGCGGCAGCUUGCCCUGAGAGUGAUCAGGGGCUACCGAACCAUAUCGCAUGAUGCGGCGGCCAUCCUUUCGGGAAUGGUUCCGUUUGACCUAGCGGCGAACCGUAUUAGACGGUCUUAUCUGCGCAGACGGGAUAUCAUCGCCCGGGAUGGCGAGAUUACCCCGCAAGUGGGGGGGAUGCUGCUGGAGGUCGAGCAACGUCGCUUGAUCGCGCUUUGGCAAAGGCGACUUAAUGAGCUGCCUCCGAGCGGACCGGGCGCAAUCGUACGAGGCGCCAUCGGAGGGGACCUGGAGACGUGGGUUGGGAGAGUGCAUGGUGCCCUCACAUACCGUGUUACACAGAUCUUGACGGGGCACGGGGUGUUUGAGUCCUAUCUCUAUAGGAUAGGACGACGGAAUUCAUCGAAUUGCCUGUUCUGCAGGGCGACGAACGACACGGCGGUGCACACCCUUCUGUUCUGUCCGUCCUGGGCGGAGCAGAGGGAGGGGCUGCUAGCGAUUGUGGGGAUUGAUAGGACAUUUCGGGCUGUGGUGAGGGAUAUCAUGCGCUCUCCCGAGGCGUGGUGUGUCUUCGCGGAGUUCUGCGAGACGGUGAUGCGGAGAAAGGAGGAGGACGAGCGCGCCUGA